Messenger RNA from Colletotrichum godetiae, 1964 nucleotides. RefSeq lists its product as uncharacterized. The transcript has a single exon. Bases 127 to 1842 code for a protein of 571 amino acids. Lineage: Eukaryota; Fungi; Ascomycota; Sordariomycetes; Glomerellales; Glomerellaceae. The record is from RefSeq and is a predicted model, not a curated record.
UAUGCAGAUGCUUCGAGCGUGAGCUUGUCACACCGGCUUUCGCAGACAGGUCGAACUUGGAAAACAUAUAAGGCGCAGUAAUACGUCCGAAGAACUGACCCGAAGCCUCGUCAUGCUUCCUGCAAAAUGAACGAUUAUGAAGUCUUUCGUCAGCUUGCUACACAUCCUUUCACGUCCGCAACACUGGAGAUGUUGCAAUCCGCCUUGCGGGUCAUCCGCAGGCGCUACCCGGUCUCUUUCAACGGAGACACCGGGACAGAUAGUGCGGAGUUUCCACCACGGGAAGCCUUCGAGCAAACAAAGAUGCCGUUUCAUGUGACGAGCGGAUGGAUUGAAUACAUGAAGACUAUAGGUAACUCCAUCCAUAACACAGCACAAGAGGUGUCGCCAUCGUUGCGGCGUUUUGCCAGGGGCGACCACUCCGUGGAUCACGACGUAGUCACCGAUUAUACCGGCCUGCUGCAAUCAUCUUAUCCGUCGUCACACUACGCAGACCCUGUAAUUUUCACGUCGAAUGGCCUGGAAACAGCUGCUACGCUCUGCAGCACUUCCGGUACCAUGACGGUAAUUCCAUGCAACUACGAAGGGGCCUGGUGUGCGGCCGUCGCCUACGUAGAUUGCGUACAGCUGUACGGAGUGCAGGCUGAAAGCAGCUCUACAAUGGUAGAACGCUUACAGGAUCUGUUUCCUGGCCGCAAAGUCCGCUUACCCGAGCCUCUUGUUGCAACACGACUCGAAGAUACUGGAGUUUUGAUGCUGCUGAGCAUGCGAAUGCUCGUCGGCGGAGGUGUGCCGGCGCAGUGUGCCGACGUCGCGUUUUUACAGCGUUCGCGAGCACGAAUCUUCGUAGAGCUCUUGACCAAAAAGCUGGAUGCAGAGGAUCGCGAUGUCGCCAGCCGGAUCCAGGAAGCGCACGCGGAGGACUCUCUCUUUUUCGAUAAAGCUUUCGCACACGGAGAAGACCUCCGCGUGCGGACCGACGCGAUGAUCCCAGCAGAUAUAGGAGAUGGAGUCGACUUUACGCUUGGUGCCUCUCCCGACCCGGGAGCUUUCUCCUUAACGGGACUAGGCUCCGGCGUGACGACCAGUUUGUUGCCUCGGGCCCCGCAUCAUUCAUCGUCGUCCCCGCAGCCGGCCGGCCCUGCCUACGAGAAGUUCACCUCACUGCGCAGUGGGCGUACAUUCGGCGUAGGCACGUUCCAGAUGCCUCCGACCAUGUCUGGGGAAUGCAAAACCAUGCUCGCCAUGAUGAGCGAGGCCGUCGCCUUCUACCGAAGCUCUCGCCUGUCGGGGAACUCCGAACUUGCAGUGAUUUGGUCCGCGAUCAGGACCGGACAAAAGAGUGAGUUUUACCGCCGUUACGGUGGUGUGCUGUUCUACAGAGAGAUGCUGCGGCUCAAAAGCGAUCGGGAACUUGCCUUGCGCUUGAGGCUCAGCAUAGCUCCGAGUGAUAUAAAAGAGAUGAGACGCCUCCAGUCAAACUUUCGAAUCUGGCACGACAUUUGCCAGCUGCGCCAUGACUGGGGGCCGGGCCAGUAUGCGCUGCUUUGUGUGCUACCAGAAAGACCAAACGUAGAACGGAUGAGCGAGAGAGAGCAACAGGUGCAGCUACGGAGACUCCAAGAGCGGCUUGACGAUGAUCGCGACCCCCUUUCAAAACAAGUAGACACCGCCAAAAUCCUGUGCACUGCCCUAGUUCAGGGGCAAGUAGACUCCGACAAACGAUUAUUGAUCGACGAUUAUCACUUCAAGGCUUAUCAGGAUCUGUCGGAGCUGGAGUUUGCUGCUUACAUGAGCCUCGAUCCACGGCCAGUCAUUCCCAUUGAACGACAUAGAUCCUGAUGGCACAAACUGGGGGCUUUUCCGCGACGCGGGCAAAAGAUGGAAGCAAAGACAAUCAGGAGCAUAGUAACAAAGUAGCAAGCGAAAAUUCAUUCCCUUUACAACUCUCUGAUCUCUUUCUG